UUCUAUUUGAAUUUUCGCAUAUGCAAAAUGUAAUAAUUUCAAGUGGAAUGAAAGAACACAAAUGCAAUUUGCAAGUGCCAAGUGAUCCAGUGCCAUUUAGAUGAUGCGUCUGAGAUUCCUAAAAGUCAAAUGAUGCCAAAGUGGGUUUUGAAAUACGAAAACUAGUUCUUAUAAAACUGCACGCACACACGCAAGAGCACGAGCUGCGGACAGGCUGCCAAAAAUGGAAGGUAUGGACCUGUGGACGUCCAUGUUUUCGGCUGACUUUGAAGAGGCUGAUGCUGGGCCAAAAAGUCACAGUUAUGCAGACGAGAUUAUGGGCGAUGAUGCUGCGGAUGAGCAGGAGACUGCUGAAGAUGAUGUUGAUGCUGGGAAAGGACCUGAGCCAGAUGACGAUGCCAUAUUUGAUUUUGAACUGGAGCCAAUUGUUAGCAUUGCGGAACCCGAACCAGCGCCAAGACCAACUGUCCGAUUAGCGCCACCAAUGCCAGUUGCUCCGCCCGUUCGGCCCCAGCAGCAUAAUCUUCAGUCAACGGUUAGCUCCACCUCAUCCUCCAUGAUGGGAGGUCGCGGUGGUGCUGCCGCGCCACCCACACGACCUACAACAUCGCAAAUCAAUGCCACAGAUGAGAACGGAGUGCCCAUUAACUAUGAACUGGGCGUCAUCUAUAUAUGCCCGGCUUGUGGUGCCGAGUUCCGGCAACAGGACAUGUGGAAGCGUCACAUGAACCAGAUGCAUCAGUAUAACACUCGCCGUGGCCUCAACUUUGUUGCAAUUGAUAAGCUGUAUCAUCGGUGCCUGGAGUGCAACAAGCGGAUUGCCAUGCACAGCCGAGAGAAUCUGCUCAAGCACAAGUUCACCCAUUUGCCAUAUCGUUGCACCAAGUGCUACAUCUGCAAGCGCGAGUACAAGUACAGACAGGACCUGAUGGUGCAUCUGCGCAUGGUGCACUGUGACGAGGUGGUUGCCAUGAUGCGUGCCGGUGACGCCAGUGCUGGACGCAAGACGCGAGUCCGUGAGCCGCGAUUCGAGCAGCGUGCUCAUGGUGCGUCUCGGUUCGGGCCGAUGAGCCAUGGACCGGUUCGUGACGAUGAUGAUGGUAUUGAAGUCAUGAAUGAGCUGAUGGACACGGAACCAACGGCUGCCGAUGAUGUGGUUGACGAGCAGAAUCGCAGCUUCAACCAAGGAAAGAAGAAGCGUAUUAAUCAGUCGGCCGGCUCUGCAAACGCUGGCAAAGCCGACAACGACAGUGGCAGUGGCGGCGGCGCUUCGGAUAUCUGCGAAGAUUACAUACACUACAUGUGUCCCGAUUGCGGCACCGACUGCGACACGCACGCCCAGUGGAGCCAGCACAUUGAAUUCGUGCACGACUAUGUCAGCCGGCGGGGACUCAAUUUUCGUUGCGUGGACAUGCAGAUGCAGUGCCUCGAAUGCAAGGAGUUUGUCAUCCCAAACACAAUCAAGACACUGCGCGCACACAAAUUCAGUCAUUUGGCUCAGCCGGAUUGGAUGCGUUGCAAGCUGUGUUAUCGGGGUUAUACGGAUCAUCAUGAGCUGGUCACGCAUCUGCUCAAGCAUCAUCAUCUGGAGACAUUAAUGCCCGAAGAGGAGCAGGAGCAGCAAACGGUCAGUGCCAGUGCCGGCGAUGAUGCUGAGGAUAACUCUGGCAUCGGCAAUGGCUGCGAUGAUGAAUCCCUCUUGCAAUUUGAGGAUGUGCCUCGUCGUGGCGGUCGCAUUGGCGGCGAUGAUAUGUAUGAACCGCAUAUUGAUUAUCUGUGCCCGCAGUGCGGCCGCGAGUUCAUUGAGAAGAAGCAUUGGCGCACGCAUGUUGUCCAGGUGCAUGGCAUGAACGAUCUGGCCAAGCUGAACUUUGAAGUCAUCAACGAUCGUCAGCUGAAAUGCACAGAAUGCGAGAAGAUCAUCACGAACGCCUACGGCAUUCAGAAUGCUCAGCAACACCGGAUUACUCAUCUGCCCUACAAGGCAUAUGCGCGCUGUCGCAAAUGCCACAAAUCGUAUACGGAUCGCAAGGGUCUGGUUAAGCACUUGGCCACAUACCAUUGCGUUGGCUAUGAACCGCGCAAUUCCAGUGCGGGAGGAGCGGCAGUCGGUGCAGGACAGAGCCAGGUCAAGUCUCAGUCAACGCCGCGCAAACAAAUUGUUACUGUUGCCAAUGAAACGUAUGAGAUUAUCUAUUUGGAUGACGAGCAAUCACCGCCAAAUAACAAUAAUGUUAAUGAGGAGAAUGAUUUUGGCGAGCAGAUGCAAGCCGAUGAUGAUGACUAUGCCACCAGCUGCACAAGCACACGCCAGUUGCCACCAGCUACUGCAGCUGCGGCUGCUGCUGUUGCUGCCACUAACACUGCGUCCAAUCAAAAUGCGAAUCGUUAUAAAUGCGUUGAUUGCGGCUCCCUGUUUGCCACGCAGGCGGCGCUCAAGACGCACAUUAGCGAGGAACAUGAUUUUAUGGACACGCAGUAUAGCGCUAAAAAGUUUGAUAAUGCCGAACACGCAGAGGAGACGAAGCCAGCGGCAGCGUCUGUGGCUGCUACUUCGCCUCCCAAAAUCUUUUCUGGCGGCUCGACAAUCGAACAGAAUUAUAUAUAUUUGUGCCCCUCCUGCGGCAAGCCAUAUAAGACGCAAUUCGAGUGGCGUCGCCACAUCAACGAGGAGCACAACUUCGAUAAGCGGCAAUAUUUGAAUAUGCGCCAGCUGGACAAGUAUCGUUAUCAGUGCACUCAGUGCAAGGACAUUGUGAGUAAUUCGAAGCUAAAGGGACUGCAGGAUCAUCACUUCAGACAUCUGCCCUAUAGGCUCUACUUAAAGUGCCUCGUUUGCGGCACCUGCUACAAUCACAAGCCCAACAUUGCCGCCCAUCUGCGUACGCGCCACAACAUCUUUGAGCGUGACACGCCCUGGCGCGAAAUGCAGCCGAAGCCUCAGAAUGGCUAUGACACCAUCAAAUAUAAAGAUAAGGAUAUGCCAGUCAUGUCCGGCACGACGUCAGACUCGCCAACACCUGGCAGCAGCAGUAACAGUGCUCGCUCACUGAAACCACAGCCCGGUUUGCUGCCCAUGCGACCCGCUGGCCUAAACACGCUGGAGGAUAGCAUCUCCUAUCACAAUGCUGUCGAUCUGGACUUUAUUACCUACUUCUGUCCCGAGUGCAAUAAGAACUUUGAUUCACACGCCUUCUGGCGCAAACACAUUGUCGAGCAGCACAACUUCAACAGCCGGCAAGGCUUGAACUUUCGCCAGAUCGACAAUCAUCACUAUCUGUGCCUGGAGUGCUACAAGCGGGUGACAGUCACCCACACCAAGGGCGCCAUUGGGCAGCUGCAGUCGCACAAGUUCCGCCAUCUUCCCUAUCGCUCAUUUAAGUGCUUGACCUGCAACGGCAAAUUUGUGCGAAAGCAAAUGUUUUUCAAGCAUUUGAACCGUGACACAAAUCGCUGCGACAGCGGAGAUCUUAGUAACGAGGAACACAUCUCCGAGCAGCCGGAGGAGAGAUCUUCGUCCGCAAACGAUGCAUCCCAGGCCGCCUCGUAUCGCUUGCUGUGUCCGCAGUGCGGUGAUAACUUCAGCACCAGCACCAAAUCCGUCUGGCGUAAGCAUAUUAACACUCAACAUGGUCUGAGUAAGCUAGAGGUGCUGCACAUGUCCAAGCUGGGCGACGAGCUUUAUCGCUGCGUGGACUGUGAUGAGCAGCUGGAAACGAAACAGCUGCGUGUGCUGCAACAGCAUCGCUUCCGCCAUUUGCCGUACGCCGCCUACAUACGUUGCCAGCUGUGCGAGCAACAGCAGCCGGAUGAACUGGGUCAUGGUCCCGUUGCAGCCGGGAUGCACAGCAUGUGUGAGCUGCAGCAACAUAUGCGCGACGAGCAUCCCUCGUUUGUGGAGAACGAUGAGCAAAUGCAGUUGCUCGUCGAUGUGGACGAUGAGGAGAGCCACCCGAUAGCGGUGGCAAGCAAUGAGGCAUCUGAUAAUGGAUCAUAUAUGCCGAUGCCGCUGCAAAUGCUCCUCGACGGCGAUGAGGAUGAGGACAGCCAAACGGCGGUAGCUAACAAUGAGACGUCCGACAAUGGACCAUAUAUGCCCCUGCCGCCGCAUUUACUGGAGGAGGACGUAGACGACUUGGAGUUCGAAGAUCAAUAUCUACUGAGCUAAAUGCUUCCGAAAAAAACUAUGAUCCCAGUCAUCCACAGAAUCUACAUGACUCCCAAUUUGAGAAAAUACUCACAUCACUCAGAAACAUAUAUAUACUAUAUACUAUACAUUAGGUCGGUCGAAAAUUAGAACUUGUAGCAGUGAAAAUCAUAAUUUGUCUUGCGGCAAACAUUAUUCAUUUAUUUGAAGAAUCUCUGAUAAGAAUCAUUUUCAAGUGACCAAUGUAUAUUUAUACAUAUAUAUAUGGAAUUAAGUAUUUAUAUAGUUUAUGACACUCAUUUCACGUGCAUGCAAAUUGUAAUUUCAUCUAGAAAUCUCAUUUAAAUACUUAAGUAGAUAUAGGUAUAAAACUUCAAUUAAUUAUUAUUUACCCCACGGCUGCUACCUGGUCUCACUCAAGUAAUUAUGAAACAAAUUAAGAGAUCUGGCAUUUAACUAAUCUAUGAAAUUAUUAUGAGAAUUAUAAAUUAUCGACUAUGUUUUCUAAUUUAAUCUGUAGUUUUUCGUUAA
This is a messenger RNA of Drosophila grimshawi, 4678 nucleotides long. RefSeq names its product zinc finger protein Xfin. Bases 224 to 4168 code for a protein of 1314 amino acids. The transcript is spliced from 2 exons. Gene Ontology annotation, biological process: regulation of transcription by RNA polymerase II. Lineage: Eukaryota; Metazoa; Arthropoda; Insecta; Diptera; Drosophilidae. Gene Ontology annotation, molecular function: RNA polymerase II transcription regulatory region sequence-specific DNA binding; DNA-binding transcription factor activity, RNA polymerase II-specific. Gene Ontology annotation, cellular component: nucleus. The record is from RefSeq and is a predicted model, not a curated record.